Molecule: messenger RNA, 2616 nt
Organism: Indicator indicator
Lineage: Eukaryota; Metazoa; Chordata; Aves; Piciformes; Indicatoridae
Gene: POLK
Product: DNA polymerase kappa
Exons: 14
Coding region: 25-2616 (863 amino acids)
Biological process (GO): error-prone translesion synthesis
Cellular component (GO): nucleus
Molecular function (GO): damaged DNA binding; DNA-directed DNA polymerase activity
Source: RefSeq, a predicted model, not a curated record
AGCUACUUCUUUUCAAGAAGUCCUAUGGACAACAUGAAGAAAGUUGAUAACAGUUCUUGCAGUGAUGGAGUUCUACUUAGAAUGGGCCUCAAUGAUAACAAAGCUGGAAUGGAAGGUUUGGAUAAAGAGAAAAUUAAUAAAAUCAUCAUGAAGGCUACCAAGGGUUCUAGAUUUUAUGAAAAUGAACUUAAAAAAGACCAGCAAGUUAACCAACGAAUUGAAAAAAUGAUGCAUCUAAAAGAAAAAAUUACAACACAACAGCUCUUGAAAGCACAGCUGCAGGUGGAUAAACUUGUGACAGAACUGGAACAGAGCCGUAACCUUAGCAAUACGAUUGUACAUAUUGACAUGGAUGCCUUCUAUGCAGCUGUGGAAAUGAGAGACAAUCCAGAGUUGAAGGAAAAGCCCAUAGCAGUGGGAUCAAUGAGUAUGUUGUCCACCUCGAAUUACCAUGCUAGGAGAUUCGGUGUACGUGCAGCCAUGCCUGGAUUUAUUGCCAAAAAACUAUGUCCGCAUAUAACUAUAGUACCAUUAAACUUCGAAAAAUAUGGCAAAGUGAGUAAAGAGGUUAGAGAAAUACUGACUGAAUAUGACCCCAAUUUUAUGCCUAUGGGCCUGGAUGAAGCCUACCUGAAUAUAACAGAGCAUUUGGAGGAAAGAGUGAACUGGCCUGAAGAUAAAAGAAGAUUCUUUUUCAACACAGAAAGCACUACAGAGAAAGAUAAAGAUGAUGUAAAUAUGUCUGCCAAAUUUAAUGGAGGUGGAUUCUCUUCUUCACCGCUACUGUUUGAAGACAACACACCUCUGAUGGAUGACCAUUCUGAACAAAGAGAUGGAAAACAAUCAGUGGAAAAUUCUGUAGUCUUUGGAACUUCUGCAGAGGAAGUUGUGAAGGAAAUUCGCUUUAGGAUUGAGCAGAAAACUCAUCUGACUGCUAGUGCAGGAAUAGCUCCGAAUACAAUGUUAGCAAAAAUGUGCAGUGAUCGUAAUAAACCUAAUGGGCAAUGCAGAAUUGUUCCUGAGAGGCAAGCAGUGCUAGACUUCCUGAAAGAUUUGCCCAUUAGAAAGGUGCCAGGUAUAGGGAAAGUAACAGAAAAAAUGCUAAAAGCCCUUGGAAUUGUGACUUGCUCUGAACUUUACCAGCAGAGGGCACUGCUUUCUCUUCUUUUCUCAGAAGCAUCUUGGCGUAAUUUCUUGGAGAUUUCCCUUGGUUUGGGUUCAACACAUUUGGAAAAGGAUGGAGAAAGAAAAAGUAUGAGCACUGAAAGAACAUUCAGUGAAAUAAACACAGCAGAAGACCAGUACAGAUUAUGUCGAGAACUCUGCAGAGACCUCGCUGAAGACCUACAGAAAGGAGGGCUUAAGGGUAAAACUGUUACCUUGAAGCUAAAGAAUGUGAACUUUGAAGUGAAAACAAGAGCUUCAACUGUGCUGUCUUCUGUUUCUACUGAGGAGGAAAUAUUUGCUGUUGCUAAAGAAUUAUUAGCAACAGAAAUUGACAGUUCAGCUCCUCACCCGUUACGGAUAAGACUUAUGGGUGUACGAGUGUCAGGAUUUUUAAGUGAAGAUGAGAAGAAGUACCAACAGAAAAGCAUUACAAGUUUCUUAAAAUCAGGAAAAGAAAUUGGUCAUCCAGAGAAGUCCAAACAAGAAUUUUUCACAAAAAGCACAGAAGCAUCUUCCAGAGGGAGUUUUUUUGAUAAAAAGCGAGCUGCAAGGCAACUAAACAGUGAGAAUCUUUCUGCUAACCAAACUGUAGGUAAGCAGCUCUUUCAUGAUAGGAAAUCAGCAAAUUUUGUGGAAGAAACAGAGAAAGUCGCAGAAUCACAGAAUUCUGAUGUGUGUAAGAUCUUCACCUGCCCUGUUUGCUUUGAGGAUCAAAGCAGCAAUAGUUUGGAAGAGCUUAAUAAGCAUAUUGAUGAGUGCCUCAAUGGGAUUUCUGUUAACAAUACCAUGAAAAUAUCCGAGAAUGAAAAUUCAAGAGAAAAUAAACCUAACAUUGUCCUACAAUUUAAAAAUGAAAAUGUUGAUGAAUGUCAAAAAACCAAGACAGAUCAAUUACCCAGAACAGAGCAGUGUGCGAGUACAUCUGACAAGUGUACAAGCAGUAGCACAGAAAAACUCACUCAGAUAAUACCUGAUAAACCUCACAGAGAAAGACAACCUAGCAAACUCCGUGAUAUUGCUGGAAACAUGUAUAUGAAACAGUGUCUCUUCCCCAAAGGAAUUUCACAUGACAAUGAAAACUAUUUUGGAAAGACUGAACAUACAGAGGAACCUACUUCAUCCUUUCUGUUUGAAGCCAAAGAAGAUGGUGUUCUGGUUUGUCCAGUUUGUAAUUCAGAACAGAAAUCUACUAGUCUAUUGUUGUUUAACAAACAUGUGGAUAUCUGCUUAAAUAAAGGCAUUAUCCAGGAACUGACAGAAAAAAAGGAUUUUCCUACUAAAACUUACAGUUUGGAAAACUCAAGCAGAGUUGAAGGAUUAAGCAGAGGACAGCAAUGCACAAAUCCAUCACAAGGAACAAAAAGGUCUGGACUAUCAACUUCACAGUCAUUGUCAAAAAAGGCCAAGUCAAGCAAUUCAAAACAUACAAUUGAAAUGUUUUUUAAAUGA